This is a messenger RNA of Micropterus dolomieu (smallmouth bass), 1482 nucleotides long. Its product is annotated as cytochrome P450 2K1-like. The transcript has 10 exons. Gene Ontology annotation, molecular function: iron ion binding; heme binding; oxidoreductase activity, acting on paired donors, with incorporation or reduction of molecular oxygen, reduced flavin or flavoprotein as one donor, and incorporation of one atom of oxygen. Bases 31 to 1482 code for a protein of 483 amino acids. The record is from RefSeq and is a predicted model, not a curated record. NCBI's taxonomy places the organism in Eukaryota, Metazoa, Chordata, Actinopteri, Centrarchiformes, Centrarchidae. Gene Ontology annotation, biological process: xenobiotic metabolic process. Gene Ontology annotation, cellular component: intracellular membrane-bounded organelle; cytoplasm.
CUGUGUUUGACUCUGUCAACAGCAAAGGACAUGUCUCUUUUGGGGGAUUUAGUUUUCUUACCCGUCUCUAGUCCCACCGCUCUUUUGGCGGCUGCUGUUCUCCUGCUCAUCCUCUAUCUUGUCUCCGGUAACUUUGCUUCCCAGGAACUGGGGAAGGAGCCUCCAGGACCUAGGCCUCUUCCCCUGCUUGGCAACUUGUUGCAGCUUGAUCUCAAGAGACCCUACAGAACCCUCUGUGAGCUUUCAAAGAGAUAUGGGUCUGUAUUUACGGUGUACUUUGGAACCAAAAAAGUGGUGGUGCUGGCAGGAUACCAGACAGUCAAAGAGGCUCUGGUCAACUAUGCAGAAGAGUUUGGAGACAGAGACAUCCCCCCUAUAUUUUAUGAACUGACUCAUGGUCAUGGGAUUCUGUUUGCAAAUGGAGAAACGUGGAAAGUGAUGAGACGUUUUGCCCUCACCACCCUGCGAGACUUUGGGAUGGGAAAAAGAGUAGCUGAGGAUAAAAUCUUGGAGGAAUGCGACCAUCUAAUCAAAUUGUUUGAAGAGCAUGAAGGGAAACCAUUUGAUACAUCAUGUCUGUUGAAUUACGCAACAUCCAAUAUUAUCUCCUCCAUCGUGUAUGGAAACAGAUUUGAAUACAAUGACCCCCGAUUCAAAAACUUGGUGAGAAGAACCAAUGAGAACAUACGCAUUACCGGCUCGGCACCAAUCCAGCUUUACAACAUGUUUCCCAGGCUGGUCGGUUGGAUCAAAAACAGGCAGCUGAUACUGAAAAAUGCUGAGAUGACCAUCAGAGAUGUCAAAGAUUUAAUCAAGCAUCUGAGAGGGACGCUGAACCCUCACAUAUGCAGAGGGCUUGUGGACUGUUUUCUGAUUCUGAAACAGAAAGAAGACGAUUCUUGUGUUAUGAACACUAACUUCAAUGAGAAGAACUUGAUAUAUACAGUGACCAACCUGUUUGCAGCUGGUACUGAUACCACAGCAGCUACACUGAGAUGGGGUCUGCUGCUUAUGGCCAAAUAUCCACAUAUACAAGACCAGGUCCAGGAGGAGCUGAGCAGGGUGGUAGGAAGCCGUCAGGUCCGGGUAGAUGACCGGAAAAAUCUGCCGUACACUGAUGCUGUUAUCCAUGAGACACAGAGACUGGCUAACAUUGUCCCCGUGGCUCUUCCACACAAAACCAGCUGUGAUGUCACCUUCCAGGGCUACUUUAUCAAAAAGGGGACUACUGUGUUUCCUCUACUUACUUCUGUUCUGUAUGAUGAGAGCGAAUGGGAGAGCCCACAUACUUUCAACCCUUCCCACUUCCUGGAUAAGGAGGGUAAAUUUGUCAGGAGAAACGCCUUCAUGCCCUUUUCUGCAGGCAGUGACCUCACGAAGCAGUGUUACCCUUUAGCUUUUAUGUACAGCCACGCAGUGGGGGUCACCAGGCCAACAGGGUCUUUGAGGAACAUAAAAGGAUCUGCCAUGAUGAUAAUGUGA